Messenger RNA from Octopus bimaculoides (California two-spot octopus), 915 nucleotides. RefSeq lists its product as uncharacterized. Lineage: Eukaryota; Metazoa; Mollusca; Cephalopoda; Octopoda; Octopodidae. The record is from RefSeq and is a predicted model, not a curated record.
AAAGUAAAUAAAUCACAAGGGGAAAUAACUGAACGUCUUACCAGUAUUAUCCGUACUACUUUGUUUAUAAAUAAAUCACGUGAUUUGAUUGACGUUAACUGUUUAUAUAUAAAUCACACACGUGAUUGAAUAUCUUAGUUUCUUAUGAGAAAUCGAAAAUGCCUCGUGGAAGACCGGCUGCACAACAUCUUAUCGUUGCUGAAAACGAAAUCCUGACUCCUGAAUUAAUAUUAGAGGAAAAAUGGAAAAUCUGUGAUUUAAGCAGUAGCUCAGGAUACAGAAUGUUGGAAUGGUGUGCGCGUCGUCGACUUAUUAGAAAUAAGUUUACCUGCGUCGACUGUCUAGUACCAUGCGGACUUAUUACACGUGGUGACAGAAAAAAACAUUUUAAACUUUUAUAAAAAAAAAAUUCCAUCGCAUGCUGUUUUAGAGAAAAGGUAGUACGGAUAAUACUGGUUAGCUGUUGCUGAACUUCUCCAAGAAGCUAAAAGAGGUUCUGAGAGGGCUAAAGAAAUGGGAGCAAUAGGAUGGCGCAAAUGUCCAAUUCCACAAGCAAAUAAGGUUUUCCUCAAUAACACUCUGCUCGGCAUCGUCAGUGAUUCAAAACGGCGCCAAAGACAAAGAGAAGCAAUCAUCAAAAGUAAUAUCCUCCCAAACAGCAGGAAUCACCACACAUCAAACUCAAGCCAUCAUCGUAGCAGACAUCGUUCACCUACCUCCUCAUCUCGGAAAUCUGAACAUUUACCAAGAGACUCCAAGAAGUCUCCCUCUUCUUCUCCUGAAUCUAAUGCCAGAAAUGGUUCUGUAGACACAUCACAAUCUCAGAGGAAAAGAUAUUCUUCUCAUAAAUCAAAACACGAAGUAAAACAUAAAAAGCAGAAACUACACAAGAAAAAAUAAAUUUUUUUGAUUUUU